Molecule: messenger RNA, 2379 nt
Organism: Saimiri boliviensis boliviensis (Bolivian squirrel monkey)
Lineage: Eukaryota; Metazoa; Chordata; Mammalia; Primates; Cebidae
Gene: AKAP5
Product: A-kinase anchoring protein 5
Biological process (GO): positive regulation of adenylate cyclase activity
Cellular component (GO): dendritic spine; dendrite membrane; excitatory synapse
Molecular function (GO): glutamate receptor binding; molecular adaptor activity; protein kinase A regulatory subunit binding
Source: RefSeq, a predicted model, not a curated record
CCCCGCGCGGUGGGGAGGGGGCGCACCAGGCGGCGGGUUCUGCAGAGGGCGCCUUGCUCCGGGCGCGACCGCGGCUCCCUGGAGGCCUGGGUGUCGGGCCCUGCGAGCGCGCUGCGACCUCGGGAGCAGUGUUGGCCAAGGACCCCGGCGCCCUCCGUUGAUCUUUAAAUAAAGCAAAAAUUUAUCCAGUAAAGGGUUUUCAUGAAGAAAUUUAAAGAGAGAAAUUGCAAGCAAUAGAGAAACUAAGCAUUUCUAUACUAGAGAAACCACCUAAAACAACUGUACGGAGUAAGAUGAAAGGAAUGAAUACACCUGGAAGAAAUUUUACCUAGUGUGACAUUUUUGCCCAUCUUUUUGUCACAAAGGCUAAGGAAGAGAGAAUAUAGUUUUCUAGAGAAUAAGAGUACAAUGUGAAAAUGGCAACCACAGUUUCAGAAAUUCAUGUAGAAAACAAAGAUGAGAAGAGAUCAGCAGAAGGUAGUCCUCGGGCUGAAAGACAGGAGGAGAAAACAUCCAUGCUUUGCUUCAAGAGACGAAAGAAAGCAGCUAAAGCAUUGAAGCCCAAAGCUGGCUCUGAAGCUGCUGAUGUAACAAGGAAGUGUCCACAAGAAGCAGGAGUUUCUGAUCAGCCAGAGCCCCCACGGGGGGCCUGGGCCUCACUCAAACAUCUUGUAACACGCAGGAAAAGGUCGGAGUCUUCAAAGCAGCAAAAGCCAUUGGAGGCUGAAGUGCAACCUGAAAUAAAUGCUGAGGAUGCUGAUCUUUCUAAGAAAAAGGCAAAAUCUAGACUUAAGAUUCCCUGCAUAAAAUUCCAAAGAGGGCCAAAAAGGAGGAAUCACUCCAAAAUUAUAGAAGACUCAGUCUGCAGCAUCAAAGUCCAGGGAGAGGCUGAAAAUCUGGAUCUACAAACACAGACCCCAUCAAACGAUCAGGCAACAAAGGCUAAGUCAACCCAGGAUCUAAGUGAAGGCAUCUCACGGAAAGAUGGUGAUGAGGUCUGUGAAUCAAAUGUGAGCAAUAGCAUUACUUCCGGAGAGAAAGUGAUUUCAGUAGAACUUGGAUUAGAUAAUGGGCAUUCUGCUAUUCAAAAGGGAGCUCUAAUCCUUGAAGAAAUUGAAACAAUCAAGGAAAAACAAGAUGUUCAACCCCAGCAAGCAAGCCCACUUCAAACUUCAGAAACAGACCAUCGGCAACCAGUACCUUCUGAUGUUACUCCUUUACCUACAGUCCCAGAUCAACAAAUUGUAGAAGAAGCCAGUAACAAUAUCCUAGAAAGUGCACCAAAUGGGAAAGACUAUGAAAGCGGAGAGACUGUGGCUGAAGAAACUAAGCCAAAAGAUACGGAAUUGAGCCAAGAACCAGAUUUUAAAGAAAAUGGGAUCACUGAAGAGAAAUCCAAAUCAGAAGAAAGCAAAAGAAUGGAGCCAAUUGCUAUUAUUAUUACAGACACUGAAAUCAGUGAAUUUGAUGUUAAGAAAUCUAAAAAUGUCCCUAAGCAAUUCUUAAUUUCAACAGAAAGUGAGCAAGUAGGGGUUUUUGCUAAUGAUAAUGGUUUUGAGGAUAGAACUUCAGAACAAUAUGAAACACUCUUAAUUGAAACAGCCUCUUCUCUUGUCAAGAAUGCUAUUCAGUUGUCAAUAGAACAGCUGGUUAAUGAAAUGGCAUCUGAUGAUAAAAUAAACAAUCUUCUACAGUGACUUACUCUCCAGAGUCAUGGGAGAAAAACCAAGCUUAAUGAAGAAUUAUUUUAUACAUUUGUGGCAUUUCUUACUCAGUUAACGAAUGAGAGAUUUAUCAUCUCUGGAACUUAAAGGUACAAUUAUAGUGCAGAAGUGCUAAAGAUUGUCAAGUUUAUAAAACUCUACCACUGAAAUGCAGUCAUUUCUGGAUUGGAGGAAGUCAGCACGGAUUGCACUGUGUAAAGUAACACAACACACAGGGAGUUGCUAAAACGGCAUAUGGAGACUGGAGUGCUUUGGGGGAGGAAAAUGUAUUUAUUGAGCACUUAUGGUAUGCCAUAAGCUCUUUAAUGACCUCUGAUAUAACAAAGUCUGGUUUCCUUUUGGUAAUUUAGCUCUGUGUAUAGGCUAACAUCACACUGAGUUUUUAAAAACAUUUUUUACAGUGGACAUAUAUGCUGUUUAAAAUGGUGAAUAAGGUGAGCUACUUUUGUGAAUGUGAUUUGUAAUUGUUACAUUCCUAAGCAUUAGGCUUAACUUGAAAAAUAUAUUGCAUUUUCCCAAUUUCAGCAGAUAGUGUGCAGAAUAUGCAUAUUGAAAUUAAAUAUGAGUGGUUUUCUAGUCUUGCUUAAGUCCUUUAUAAGAAAGAGCCAUUUGGCCAGACGCAGUGGCUCACGCCUGUAAUCCCAGCACUUUGGGA